UAUUGAUUGUUCGCGCCGCCGCAGGGUAACACUUUUCAUCAGUUUAAGGACCCCCAGGAUGUUGCGUCUGCGUUGUAAGACCAAAAAUGGGAGCCACAUAAUGCAGGGCCUGACCCACCAGUCCAGUGUGCAGGAGCUGAAGAGCAAGGUAGAGGAGCUGACUGGUAUUCCCUGUGAUGUACAGAAGAUCAUGGUUGGCUACCCUCCCUCCAGCUUGGACCUCCGAAACGGAGAUGCUCACCUAAGGGACUACCCUAUCAAAUCAGGAGACACUCUCAUUGUUGAGGAGGAGAAGAACAAGAUGAAGACCCAGACCACAAAUUCAGCUGUAACCAAGGGACCCCGUCGGGAGUUUCCCCCGGUGCUGGCCAGACGGGUUGUUCCAGCAGACAACUCCUGCCUGUUCACCAGUGUCUCCUACGUGGUAGAGGGAGGGGUAUACGACCCAGCUUGUGCCCCCGAGAUGCGAGGCCUCAUCACCCAGAUUGUGUCCAGCAACCCCAUGGCUUACUCUGAGGCGGUGUUGGGAAAGACCAACGAGGAGUACUGCACCUGGAUCAGACGUGAUGACACCUGGGGUGGAGCCAUCGAGGUGUCCAUCCUGUCUAAGUUCCACCAAUGUGAGAUCUGUGUAGUGGACACGCAGACUGUGCGUGUGGAUCGAUUUGGUGAGGACGCUGGCUACCACAAACGCGUGCUGCUCAUCUACGACGGCAUCCACUACGACCCACUGCAAAAGGAGACGCCCGGCUCCGACGCUCCACCCCAGACCAUCUUCUCCACCACAGACGACAUCAUCCUGGCCCAGGCCCUGGAGCUGGCGGAUGAGGCGAGAAGGAAGCGGCAGUUUACGGACGUCAACCGCUUUGCCCUGCGCUGCCUGGUGUGUCAGACAGGCCUAGUAGGACAGAAGGAGGCCCGGGAACAUGCCAAGGAGACGGGCCAUGCCAACUUUGGAGAGGUGUGAGUCAGAGCACUUCCUCACAACCACCACAAACCCCCAUAUCUUACAACGCUGUGUGUCUGUAUGAUCCUCUACCUCACUUGAUCCAGCAUCAGACACUGUGUUCAGUCUUACCCGUUCAGUGUUACAACUACAGCUGUCAGCUCACAGGCUACUUUACUGCAAGGUUAUGAGCUCAUGAAAAAUAUUCUGUACAAUUGUUUUGGGGACAUUUUUAGUCUCACCCAAUACACAGUGGGUGAUUGUUCGUUGAAGUGUUGUUGCUCAGCAAUGUAGCAUGUGUUCAGUUUGUCGACACUAAUGGAGCAGAAAGCUUUCUUGACAGAACUGGAGAUACCUGAAAAUGCCUUACUUUGACAGUUGACUUGUGGCAUAAAAGGUUUAGUAUGGCUAGACUCUUCAGUACUACCACAGAAAUCAGAAAUCUUUUUCUGUGGCCAUUGUGGCAUGAUACAUGUUUGAUUUUACACAUCAAUAACAAUAUUCAUUUAAAAUGUUUUGUUUGUAGAUGCAUCACCAGUACUUGAAAAAAGUGAAAACGGCAAAAUAUCAAAUAUAAACCCAGUUACUUGGUAGAAAAGGUGUUCUUUCAUUGUUUUACACUGGCAAUGUCUUUAAUAUUAGAUAAUAGCAGAGUUUAGCUAGAUUCCUUAUAGGUCAAUACAACCCUAAAUUCUUCAAUGGUGCUGUGACAAGCUUAUUUUCCAAAUGUAGGCUAUUGCUGAAUUAGUUAUUUUAUACAGUGUGAGGUGUCUGCAUCUUGGUGUGAAACAUAAAUAUUUAAUGCAAUUAUUAUUAUGCCUUGGCAUUACCUAUAGUGAGAUUGGUUUUUCUUUAUUUUUUUGUGUAUUUUAUAUGGUGUAAUUCUUUUUAAUGAACAUAACAUUUGAAUUGUUGUAUUUUGGAGCUUUUAAUCUUGAAAUUGAUAGAUGAAUAGACUUUAUGAUGUAUAAUGUAAAUCUAAGUGAUGAAUCCUCUUACAUUUGCAGUUCAGGUACUGUCUACACAAUGUGCUUUGCAUCUCAACAUUCACUUCAUGAUCGUGUUUUUUGUUUUUACCCCCCAUUACCCUCACUCAUAUUGUUGGACUAUUGUGAGGACCACCAAGUGUUGUCAUGUUGAACUAUGUACAGUGCCUUGCGAAAGUAUUCGGCCCCCUUGAACUUUGCGACCUUUUGCCACAUUUCAGGCUUCAAACAUAAAGAUAUAAAACUGUAUUUUUUUGUGAAGA
Oncorhynchus masou masou (cherry salmon) is the source of this 2195-nucleotide messenger RNA. Its product is annotated as ubiquitin thioesterase OTU1-like. Gene Ontology annotation, molecular function: cysteine-type deubiquitinase activity; protein binding. Bases 59 to 967 code for a protein of 302 amino acids. The record is from RefSeq and is a predicted model, not a curated record. The transcript has 3 exons. Gene Ontology annotation, cellular component: cytosol; nucleus. Gene Ontology annotation, biological process: endoplasmic reticulum unfolded protein response; protein deubiquitination. Lineage: Eukaryota; Metazoa; Chordata; Actinopteri; Salmoniformes; Salmonidae.